AUAUCCACAAAUAUUACAUGAACCAUUUAAGAUUUUAAGAAUAACAUUCGUAAAUAAACACAAAAAUAGAUUCUUCGACUGCUGGAGCUGAUAAAUUAGAGCAAUGAUCUGUUCAUAUUCAAUAUCACAGAAAGGCCUUGUGGUAGUCAUUUUUACUAUUAACCUGUACAUGACGCACAAAUACACAAACACACCUCUGCUCAUUGUGUUCAAAGAGCAGACUAAUUGUGCUAUACUAGUUAUUUAUUGUAAUAUAUUGUUUAUUUAUGUAUUUUUGAGGUGACAAAAGUCCAUGCACGGAGGUUCAACAAUGUGGAAGUGCAUUCUUGAGAAGAAAAGAUGUCUGUGGUUUGAAGCUGCUGCAAUGCUGGAAUGUAAAAGUACUUGUUAUGUUUUUCGGCCACUUGAGGGCAACAGCAGAGCAAGUCAGUGUGAUGAUGCUCUUCUCUUUCCUCUGGUGUCAAAUGCUGUAAUGGACAGGAAACCAACAGGAAGGUGUAUUUAGUGGUUCAUCGGCUGUCGUCAUGACUGUAAAGUUACGUUUUUUUAAAGCAGUGUUGUUUAAAAUCUGUUUGCAUGUUAAAACAAAAAACACAAGUUCACAAUGCAAGAGAGGACAUGUUGAAGGCUUUGUACUAUUGUAAUAUUGUUGAUGUGUAAAUAUAUGCCCAUGUUUGGUAUGUUGUUAUUAUUUAUCAGUUAUAAAUGAAAAAAAGUCCACCACAAAGCAAUACGUCUCCCCUCGUGUCCCCUCAACCCUCUGACAGCUGAAGCCACACGUCUUUUCUAAAGCUGUGUUUUACUAUGUCAACAUUUGACUGAAAUUAAUAAAUUAUAGGUUUUAUGUGACAUCUCCAGGUGAGCUUGUGAUCUUUUUUGGCUUAUGUUUAGAUACUGUGUAGUUGUGUCCAACUGAAACUUGUGUUUGCCAAGUGCAUUUGACCAAUGAUAUCACACCAACAGUGCAGACACCCUCUCUGAAGCAUAUAAAAGAAAGUGGCCUUUCAACGGUCUCUGCAGGAUUCUCGAUAACAUACAACAGUGCAGAUCACGUACUUCAAAGACUUAGACAGAGACUCUGACACCAACAUGCUCUUGUUCCUCUUCUUGUUCGGUCUGGCUCUGGGUGCAGAGUCUCCUUCAGGUGACCAUCAAGUGCGGCUACAGCGUGGCAACUGUCCCAUGUUCUGGUACAGCUUCAACGGCCGCUGCUACAAGUACGUCGCUACACAUAUGACCUGGGCUGAUGCAGAGCUCCACUGUGUGUCAGAGAGAGCCAACCUGGUGUCUAUCCACAGUCUGGAGGAACAGAAUUUCGUCAAAUUCCUGAUCAAGAACUUUGACCCUGCCCAGGGAUUUACCUGGAUUGGACUUAGUGAUAUCCACAAAGAAGGCAGAUGGAUGUGGUCUGAUGGGUCUGCAGUGAACUUUGUGUUUUGGAACGUCAGAGAGCCAAACAACAGUGGAGGAAAUGAACACUGUGGACACACAAACCUUGACAUUGAUUUGAAGUGGAAUGACCUUCGAUGUUCUCAGACAGUCGCUUUUGUUUGUGCAUCACGCACAGCUUUUCCUUAGCAACCGAGAAGGUUUUGUCUGAUUCAACUAUGUGACUUUCCACCUGCUCUGCAGUAAUGCAUUAAGCCUGCACCAUAAAGAUACACAUGUGCAAGUGUAUGUACAGAAGUAAUUUCAUUAACCUUAAUUUUCUUGAAUGUUAGACACUAACAAAGGUAAUUUCAAAAGUGGGUCAAAGGGAAUACUUCCAAAACUUUUGAAUGAUCCCAAAUUUGUCUUUUUUCCUCAUUGACCCAUCGAAAAAUAUAUUGAUUUAGAAGAAAAGUGAUUCAACUCUUUAUAAUUACAGUAUAUGGGUUGAAAGGAUACUUUCUUGUGUAUAACUCUACUCAUCAAUAAAAGGAAUUGUUUGAUGAUGA
Messenger RNA from Siniperca chuatsi (mandarin fish), 1937 nucleotides. Its product is annotated as lactose-binding lectin l-2-like. The record is from RefSeq and is a predicted model, not a curated record. The coding region runs from base 1090 to 1578 and encodes 162 amino acids. Lineage: Eukaryota; Metazoa; Chordata; Actinopteri; Centrarchiformes; Sinipercidae. Gene Ontology annotation, molecular function: signaling receptor activity. The transcript has a single exon.